Zea mays is the source of this 1395-nucleotide messenger RNA. RefSeq lists its product as uncharacterized. Lineage: Eukaryota; Viridiplantae; Streptophyta; Magnoliopsida; Poales; Poaceae. The record is from RefSeq and is marked validated.
GAUCCAGCAAGAAUCCAUUAUUGCAAGCUCGGGCUUAACAGCAAGAGCGCCCGAUUCCUUAUACACACACACACACAUACAACCAGGUGUCUGUCUACACGGUGAGUUCCGUCCUGGAGACAAGAAUGCCAUCAGGGUCGGCGUAGAGCCACUCGCCGUCGCAAAUCCUGGUUCCAGAAUGUUGACGGGGACGUGCUUCUCGCCCAUCCCCUUCUUGUUGGCCUUCAUAGGGUGCGAGCUGAGAGCCCGGACACCGAUGUCGCAGCCGUUGAUCUCAAUUCUCAUCCACGUCCUUGAUGCAGCCGUUGACCAGGAUACCAGCCCACCCGUUGUUCUGCGCAUGCUGGACGGGGUUGCCGCCAAGGAUGGCGCAGCGCAUGCUGCCGCCACCGUCAACCACGAGGACCCUACCGUGGCCUUUCUCCUCGAGGAACUCGCGGACCAGGACGUUGUCCUCCUAGACCUUGAGCGUGACGAUGGGGCCGGCGAAGACCUGGCACCGUCCGUAGAUCUGGAAGAUGGGCUGGAGCGCGCGGAGCUCGCCGUUCAUGAUCAGGUGAGGGUUAGCGUCGCAUACUUCGGCGGUGGCCAGUGGCAGGGCAGCCAUAUCUUCUUUUUUUAUUAUUUUUUUACUUCUCACUCCUGCUGCUGUCAUGAGAAGACAGGGAAAUCAGAGACUGGACACCAGGAGAUUGAUUCCCCGUCACUCAGUCAGCGGUGUGCAUUCGAUUCUUGGCCCAGAGGAACAUGUGAUUGUGGUGCAGUCACCGGCGCAAUACGGGCUAGCACUUACUUAUGCAUCUACCUACCUACCUUUCCUUUCCUUUCGCGCUCUGGGUCGUGAUUUCGUUGUUGUCUAUCUAUGAAUAUGACUGGAGUGUAUAGGGAAGGGGAUAGAAAUUGCUACCUUGGAUCUGAUUAGACAAUAAUAAUACAGUAUAAGACCAAAGGACAAGGAUAUCGAUAGGAAGGAUGACUCACCAGCACAAGCACAAACGGAUCGGAUCAGAUCUCCGGCGGCGGCGAGGGGAGGGGAGCGGCGCCAAUGGAGUGCGGGUGGAGGGGACGGGAUUUGGGAACGGACAGGAGGGGAAGUGGCCAGUGGGUGGGGUCAAGACAGGCGGCAGACCUAGGCAGCUGGGACUGGGACUGGGAGGACUGGCCGCCUGGGAGGCUGGGACUGCCGGACUGGCCGGCUCACGGCUGCUGGUGCGCCGUGCGCGUGUGCGCGUGUGCGCGCUGCCGCGGGCCCGCGGUGCGCGUGAGUUCGUGACUGCGGCGGUGCAGCCGCCUGCCGCCUGGAGUGAGGACGCCACCCGAUGCUGGGAAGAUUGGCCGUCUGGGACUCUGGGAGUACGCCGCCGGCCGCCUGGGAAGACUUGAAGCGCGUGGGAG